Messenger RNA from Nerophis ophidion (straightnose pipefish), 2206 nucleotides. Its product is annotated as cytospin-A-like. The transcript is spliced from 12 exons. NCBI's taxonomy places the organism in Eukaryota, Metazoa, Chordata, Actinopteri, Syngnathiformes, Syngnathidae. The coding region runs from base 1 to 1809 and encodes 602 amino acids. Gene Ontology annotation, molecular function: protein binding. The record is from RefSeq and is a predicted model, not a curated record.
AUGCUUGGUCGGCCCUGCGCGCCUGCAUGGCGGCGUUCGGAACUCCGUUCACUAGACGACGACUUGUGGUGUCGGCGGGAUGUUGCACGCUGUAGUUUGAUGCAAGGCAGCUGUUGGGUUUCUGCUAAGACUGGCUCCCUCUUCGUCAAUCGCUGUAUCAUCAUGGGGAAUAUCAACUACCGCCCCGCAGGAGGAUCUCCUUUAACUUUCUUCCAAACUCCUACUGCAACGCCAUCAGAGGCAGAUCUGUCCGCUAUGGCUUUCUUCGCGUCAUCCUCCCCUUCCACCUCGUCCUCCAACAGAACGCCGAAGCCAUCAGCAGACGUGGCCGUGCGCACCUCGCUCGUCACCGCCACCGACUGGACACGGAACCUGGGGUCCCCUCCCUCCGAGUGGGCCGUCAUAAGCGCGGACGGUGCCGCGUCGCCAAACCGGCGAGGAGCAGCGGCGGAGCAAGACGAGGCGGGGGGGAGGGCUCAGCGUAACCUGACGUCGGUACCCGCGUCCACGUGGCAGAGCUGGCAGGAGAGAGACAGCGGCUUGGAGGCCGGAGAGGAGCUGACUCAGGCGAUACUCGGCGUGAUGGAUCGAUACAAGACCUCGCUGGGCCUCAGCCUCGGCACUGAUGCAUCCGUGGGACCUGAAGAGCUGCUCAAACACUUGAUAGCCGAGAGAGACAGACUGGCAGAGGAGGUGCGCAAUUUGCGAGAGAUGCUGAGGACUGAAAGGUUGGAGUGGCAUCGGUUCCAGUGUGACCUGCAGAUUGCCGUGUCGGUGGCCGAUCGUCUGCGGGCGGAAUCGGAGCAGAACCUGACGGCGCUGCAGGGCGACUACAAAAGCGUUCAAAACCAGCUGGCUCAGGCCCACAGCAGACAGCAGGAGACGGAGCGGGAGCUCCAGCGUCUACGGUCCGAUCAGAGGGACGUGUGCCUGAGACUGUCGGCGCUGGAAGUGACUCAGCAGCGCAGUCGAAGCGACGUGGACGACAAAACGGAGGACGACGACACAGAGACGCUGGACUCUGAGGAGAGUCAAGGACUGGACAUACUGAGCAUUAUGGAAGAAGCCGAGCUGAUGAAAAGACAAAAAGAGGAGGACACUGACGAGAUGGCUGGGAAAGGUUUACAACUGACUGGGAAGGGCGUAGCAGAAGGAUACCUCCGCAGUUUGGCUGCGCUGGAGAGGAAGAAAGACGGACGUAGUCACAGUGAGCCGAGGAAAAUUGUCAUGUCGGCUGAAAGAUCUUGGAGUCUGUCUCGUCUUCCACUGCCAACCGACUCGUGUCAGAAUAACAACGCCAUCAACUCGGGCACGACGAUGCCGCCGUGCAAGAGAGAAGAGUCGACGCGGGCCAGGAGGACGUCUCAUGGUUUCAAACGUAGGGACAGCUGCUCCUGCUUCCAUGCAGGAAAGCCGGAUGAAAACCUUAAUUCGGACAUCCCAAAACCUUCGGACGGCCUGCGCUCCGUGCUGCGGCGUCAUGGCGGCUCCAAAAGAAACUCCCUGCUGCGCUGGUGUCAAGGUCUUACGCAGGAGUAUGAGAAUAUUGACAUCACCAACUUCAGCACCAGUUGGGAGGACGGUUUGGCCUUCUGUGCCAUCUAUCACGAGUACCUGCCCGAUUGCAUACCUUACAACCGCCUCAAGCCAGCAGACAAGAAGGGAAAUUUGAAUCUUGCUUUUAGGACAGGAGAGUCUGUUGGAAUCACAGCCACUCUGUCGACGGAGGAUAUGCUGAAGCCGGACGGUCCAGAAUGGCAGAAGGUCCUGCGCUACGUGGAAAGCAUAUUUCAUCAUUUUGAGAAGUGAGGUACCAUCAUUUUUGCUCCUCCGCCUGCUCCGAGACCUCGUCUACAAUGACGACUAGGCCUCCUUUUAUGGAUCCUUCAAGGAAGAACCGCCAAAGUUGUAUUUGUACCUUUUUUUGCACUGUACACCAGAUUACUUAAUUGCACUUUUUUUUUUGGGUGAUGCACUGGUUUGCACCUACUUUUAUUUUGAAAGAAGUUGCACUGUAAUGGAAACGAUGCACUUUAGUCCUCGCCGGCACAUUAAGUUUCAUCAUGUGCUGUUUGUCACAUGAACCCGGUUUUAGUGUUAAAUAGUUGCAAAUUUUAGGAAAGUUUCUUUAAAAAAAAAUAAUGUAUUAGAAGUUGUUGCUCAAAGUUUAUGCAAUAAUAAAGAUAAUAUGUGAAAACAAUGUUAA